AUGCACUUUGCCGAGGGGUCCCGCGUGCUGUUCGUCGAAGGAGACUUCUCCUUCACUAGGGCACUGCUGCAGAAGGGCCAGUGUGCUGCGGUUCAUCUCACAGCCACUUCAUUUCAGCACCAGCCGAGUGAGAGGGCGAGGCGCAACUUGGAAGUGUUAACGGAGCAAGGUGUUGAGGUGGUGUUGGGAGUGGAUGCCACCCGCCUGCACCUCCACCCCUCCAUCCAACACCUCCGCUUCACCCACAUUGUGUUUAAUUUUCCACAUGUUGGCGGAAAGAUGAGGAUUGACUUGAACAGGAAACUUCUCCGUGAAUUCUUCCAAAGUGCGGUGGAGGUGCUGGAGUGUGGAGGGUGUGUGGUGGUGACGCUGUGUGGGGGUCAGGCCGGUGUGACCCCUGACCCAGUGGUGCGGCGCUGGGAUGACUCAUGGAAGGCAGUGCUCAUGGCCUCCUAUGCUGACCUUGUUUUGCAGUCUAUAGAGAGGUUUUGUCCGGACAGCUUCCCAGGGUACUCAGCGACAGGCUACAGGUCGCUGGAAAAGACCUUCUGCCAGGAUGGAGCUCUGAUGUUCACCUUUCAAGUCUGUAAACUGUCAGCCGAGCCACUCGUCGCUGAGGCCACAGAAAACGUGUUACUCUGUGAUGGCUGUUCCUUCAACCUCCCUACUUUCCUCCACUCUCAGCUCCAGAUGGAUGUGUUAUCUGAUACAUCCUCAUUUGUUGGGUAUUUGUACAGCUGGGUUGUGGGUUUACUCAGUGCCUGUCUCACCGUUCACUGCAGAGAGAGACUGGUGUUGAGAAGAGAGAGACAGUGCACAAGUCUUGGCAAGUGUGAGAUUGUUGGUGUGUGUAAAGACCAGAGGGAAGGCACUGUGUUUUGUCACCCGGCAUACAGAAUCACCUCUGAGAAGGGUUCACAGCUGGAGCCUCUUCUAAUCCUGUUUUGUUCAGGAGGCACACAAAGGCUGGAAAGUGUCUUGUCACAAACCAGAAGCCUUAAUGUUAGAAACGUCAGCCAUUCCUUCAAUGCAGUAGCUAGACAGUUUGCCUUGAGAGACUUUACAGAGCAGAUGAGCUUCAGUGACAACCAAGGCUGUGGUGUUGUGUGCUGUGUGGUAAGUGUGGCAGCCCUGGCCAAGCACUGCGGUGGUGUGGAGGAGGGUGAGGUGUGGGCGCCAGGACAGUCUGUCAGCCUUUGUGGUGACAUCCUCACAUACUCCCAGUGGAGCCUCUGUCCACUGGAGUACACAUAUGACCUCAGCUUUUGGGAGUCCACAGUAUCGGGUGGUGAAAAUGCUGCUCUUGUUGCUGACACUCCCACAACAAUUGAUGCGGUAAUCACCAAUGUGGGGAGAGGUGUGGUGAAGAGUUACAGGCUGUUGGGUUCAUACAGCCACCCAGUGCAGGGUCGCAGGAGUCACACCUAUCGCAUUGAGUAUAAGAGCUGGCACGGUGCACUGUCUGACCACACUGCCAAACAGAUACACUCCCAGAUCGCACGGCAGCUUGAGAGGUGUCUUGGGGUGGAGGUGAGGUAUUUUCAAGUAAGCAUGUCUGUGGUGGUUGGCCUGCCCCUGUGCUGUGGGCGGCUUACCAGGGCUGUGUGGAGAGGCCAAGUCUCUCUCCGUCACUGUUCCUGGGAGACCAACACAGCAAGGGACAGCAUCUCCCCCACAGACACCCUAUACCAGGCCACAGGGAGCCCCAGUGGUCUGUCCAGGGAGGAGUGGCUGGAGAGGAGUAAAGAGUUCUUGAAGAGAUUGAGGGAGUGUCCGCCGAGUGAACUGCCAGACAAGUACAUAGCCCUGCGGAGGAGCAAGAACAGGGCACAAGCUCCGAAGUCGACACACUUCCUGGACUACCAGCGGGUGAGGGUGGUGGGCGGUGAUGGUGGUGACGGCUGCAUCUCCUUCCUCAGCACAUUUGGGAAGGAGUUUGCCGGGCCGGAUGGAGCGGAUGGCGGGAAUGGAGGGCAUGUUGUGUUCAAGGCUGUGAAGGGGCUGAGGGACCUGGGCCACAUUGGUUCCUACAUUCAGGGGGUGAAGGGGGAAGCUGGAGGCAACAAGGACUGUCAUGGGGCUAACGCUGAGGACUCUAUGAUUCAGGUUCCAGUGGGCACCAUCUUCAAGCAGGAGGGAAGUGUGGUGGCAAACUUGGAGGAGGAAGGUGCUAUGUUUGUAGCGGCCCGAGGAGGUGCUGGCGGGAAGGGCAACAGUUUCUUCACCACUCCUGUGGACCAGGCGCCACGGGUUGCUGAGUUUGGUGGCAAGGGAGAGACUUUUUCCUAUGAAGUGGAGCUGAGGACAAUGGCUGAUGUUGGAUUGAUUGGCUUCCCUAACGCUGGUAAGUCUACUCUUCUCCGAGCUAUCUCCCGUGCCCGGCCCAAGGUUGCCUCCUACCCCUUCACCACCCUCAACCCUCACGUGGGCAUGAUCAACUACGCCGACCACCACCAGAUGGCAGUUGCAGACAUCCCCGGCCUGAUAGAGGGGGCCCACCGCAACCAUGGCCUGGGGUUUGCCUUCCUGAGACACAUAGAGAGGUGCAACUGUCUCCUCUAUGUGAUUGACACCUCCCAGCCUAGACCUUGGGAGCAGCUGGAGGUCCUCAUGUAUGAGCUGGAGCAGUACCAGAAGGGACUGUCGCUGCGGCCUCAUGCUGUGGUGGCCAACAAAAUGGACCUUUCUGACGCACAGGACAAUCUGGCAAAGGUGAGAGCCAACAUUGACCUUCCCCUGGUGCCAGUCAGUGCCAAGAUGGGGGAGCAGCUGGUGCCUCUGAUGGCCCUCCUCAGAUUCCUGGUAGACCACAGUAAUGCCAGGCACAGUGAGGUGAGCGAGGCCACUCUGCCGCCCUGAGUGGCUGGCCUGGAGGGUGUGGUGGCGGUGGCUCAUCAGGACAGCUUCCGCACCACACAGGGCUUGUUUGACAGGUUUGUUGUGUGAAGUGUUGCUUCUCAAGAGUGAAUACAAGUGAGUCACAUUUACGGUUAUGUUUCACUGCUAAAAAGACUUACAGUAGCAGAUCAGAAAGAAAUGUACAGUUUUUUUUAUAAAACUUCAUGUAAUAAUAAUGUUCAUAAACAAA
This is a messenger RNA of Portunus trituberculatus (swimming crab), 3088 nucleotides long. RefSeq lists its product as uncharacterized. The record is from RefSeq and is a predicted model, not a curated record. Lineage: Eukaryota; Metazoa; Arthropoda; Malacostraca; Decapoda; Portunidae. Gene Ontology annotation, cellular component: mitochondrion. Gene Ontology annotation, molecular function: rRNA (uridine-N3-)-methyltransferase activity; GTPase activity; magnesium ion binding. Gene Ontology annotation, biological process: rRNA base methylation.